CACAUAUCGUCUUUUCUCUUUCUCUCUUUUCAUCCAUCAUUCUCAUUCUCACGACCCAUUCAAUCGUCCUCACAUCCUCAUCAUGGCACAUGUUAUCGCUGUCCAGCCCUCUCUGGAAGAGGUCAAAGGCUUUGUCGAGGCCAAGGCCGGCAACACAAUCCCCAUCUUUGCUGAAAUUCCUGCCGAUAUGUUGACGCCCGUCAUGGCAUACCUCAAGGUCUCGGACAAGUGCGACUAUUCAUUCCUGCUCGAAUCGAUCACUGGAGGCGAAAACAUCGGACGAUACAGUUUUAUUGGAAGUGACCCAUACAAGAUCCUGAAGACAGGACCUGGGGAGGGGCUUCAGGGGGACCCGUUAGCUAUCUUGGAGAAGGAAUUGGCCAACAUUCGCUACGUCAAGGUCAGGGGCGUUCAGGAUUUUACAGGAGGUGCCAUCGGCUACAUUGGAUACGACAACGUUCAGUACUUUGAGCCCCGCACCAAGCGCGACUUGCAGGACCCCAUCGGCUUGCCCGACGCCGUGUUUUUGUUCUGCGACACGAUUGUGAUCUUUGAUCAUUUGUACCAGAAGAUCCAGGUUGUUACCCAUUACCGAUCGGAUGCCACAGACCCCGCCGAGGUCGAGAAGCAAUACCUGAACGCUGUGGAGGAAAUCCAGAUCACGGUGGACCUGCUCAAUAACGAAGUCACGCCCAAGGUCCCUCAACCACCCGUUGUCCUCGGUCAGGAACCGGUCUCGAACGUUGGCAAGGAGGGAUAUGAAGGCUUUGUGACACAAUUGAAGAAGCACAUCAAGCUCGGGGAUAUCAUUCAGGCGGUUCCCUCCCAAAGACUCGCCAAGCCCACGUCGUUGCACCCCUUCAACAUCUACAGACACCUGCGCUCGAUCAAUCCUUCGCCUUACAUGUUCUAUCUGGAUCUGAAGGAUUUCACAUUGGUCGGUGCGUCGCCCGAGAUGUUGGUCAAGGUCCAUGAUCGUGUUGUGUAUACCCACCCUAUUGCCGGAACCAGGAAACGUGGAGCCACACCCGAGAAAGACAUUGCGUUGGGAGAGGAGCUCCUGGCGGAUCCCAAGGAGAGGGCCGAGCACAUCAUGUUGGUGGAUCUAGGCCGCAAUGACGUGAACAGGGUGUGCAAGCCCGAGACGGUCAAGGUGGACUCGUUAAUGCAUCUGGAACGGUACUCGCAUGUGAUGCACAUUGUCUCAAACGUUUCUGGAACGCUCAGAGAUGAAAAGACUCCCUUUGACGCAUUCAGAAGCAUCUUCCCCGCUGGUACCACAUCUGGAGCGCCCAAGGUUCGGGCCAUGGAGUUGAUUGCGGAUCUGGAGAAGACCAAGCGGGGGGUCUAUGCUGGAGCGGUCGGUCACUUUGAUUACUCGGGUGGACUGGAUACCUGCAUUGCGCUGAGGACGAUGGUGGUCAAGGACGGGGUCGCAUAUCUGCAGGCUGGAGGCGGUAUUGUCCACGACAGUGUGGAGGAAGACGAGUACCAGGAGACGAUCAACAAGCUGGGAUCGAACCUGACGGCCUUGAAGAUGUGUGAGGAGUAUUAUUACCGCAAGCAGCAAUUGGAGGGGUUGUAGAUCCAACCUAGAUGAUCGUCGCUGCAGUCGAUAGAAACGGUUUCUAACUUGGUUGUGCCCGCAUACUCAUUAUUAAACAUUACACUCACUCUUACUCUCUCACUUUCUCUCUCUCUCUCUCUCUCU
Messenger RNA from Gamsiella multidivaricata, 1711 nucleotides. Its product is annotated as anthranilate synthase component I. Bases 83 to 1585 code for a protein of 500 amino acids. Lineage: Eukaryota; Fungi; Mortierellomycota; Mortierellomycetes; Mortierellales; Mortierellaceae. Gene Ontology annotation, molecular function: anthranilate synthase activity. The record is from RefSeq and is a predicted model, not a curated record. The transcript is spliced from 3 exons. Gene Ontology annotation, biological process: L-tryptophan biosynthetic process.